AUCCGCGCAUAUAUUGACCUAUAUAUUGACCAAAUGGACGAAGAAGAAUUAAUGCUACUCUUUUUACUGAUUUUAAUGUGUCACCGUUUUAAUAUUAUGUUGUACCGUCUAAAAAAACCAGGAAGAGGACACGGAUUUAGGUUAGUAUGCCCAUACAAUUUCAUUGCAAGUUUCCAAUUUUUCGUACACGUGAAAAACAUAUAUGUGUAUUCUGUGGUUCCUAGUUUGUGCAGGAAUUAGUAUAAUUUGUUUACUGUUCAAAAUUGGAUUCCAGGCGGUGGUGGCGGCGUCCACUCAACAAUCGAUUCAAUGAGUUGGGAGAGUUUCAACAUCUUUUUCAAGAGAUGAAAACGACGGACCAUGAAGAAUUCAAGCAGUACACUAGAAUGACACCUGAACAGUUUGAUUGGCUUUUGGACAAAGUGAAGCCAUUCCUGCAGAAGAGAAGCAAUAGACGUCCGUUUUCUCCUGAACUUCGACUUGCACUCACUCUGGGGUUUAUAUUGAUUUUUGUUACACAAUGAAAAUUAAACUAUAUAGUAAACAUCAAGUUAUGUGUGUAAUUGUUAUAUUUUUGUACAGGUAUUUGGCGCACGCUGACAGUGUAUGGGGAAAGAAGUGGUCUUUUAGGAUCGGUAGAUCAACUACAUAUAAAAUCAUACCUGAGACAUGUGAGGCCAUAAUUAGUGCUCUACAGCCAACUUACUUGCCACCAAUGACCAGAAAUAUGUGGAGGAAUGUGGCUGAUGAUUUUUGGCAGAAGUGGAAUUUCCCAAACUGCAUAGGCGCCAUUGAUGGGAAACACGUGAGAAUCAAGGCACCAAAAAAUUCUGGUUCUGAAUUUUUUAAUUAUAAAAAAUUCUUUUCGAUUGUUCUGAUGGCUGCGUGUGAUGCAAAUUAUACAUUCACGUGGGUGGAUCUAGGAUUUUAUGGUUCAAUAAAUGAUGGUGGAAUCUGGAUUAACAGUCAUUUAGGAACUGCUUUGGAGCAAGGAACUGCAGAUCUACCUCUCUCAGAGCCUCUACCAGGUGGGGUUGAACCACUCCCAUUUUUCUUUGUUGGAGAUGAAGCUUUCCCCUUGAAACCGUACAUGAUGCGACCAUAUGCAAAGCCGAAAGGACGCAGGAGGCAAGAAGAUGAAAUCCCAAGAAAUGAAGCAGCAUUCGAAAAUUUUGAUGAAGAUUCUGCAGCUGUUAAUGAGAGAGCUGAUGUGAAUCCUGCUUUGCGAACACUUACAUUACCACAAAGAAUUUUCAACUAUCGUCUGUCGAGGGCCCGCAGAGUCAUAGAAAAUGCAUUUGGCAUAUUGGUGGCCAAGUG
Vollenhovia emeryi is the source of this 1320-nucleotide messenger RNA. Its product is annotated as putative nuclease HARBI1. The annotation marks the transcript as partial. The record is from RefSeq and is a predicted model, not a curated record. NCBI's taxonomy places the organism in Eukaryota, Metazoa, Arthropoda, Insecta, Hymenoptera, Formicidae. The transcript has 2 exons.